This is a messenger RNA of Myripristis murdjan (pinecone soldierfish), 2190 nucleotides long. It is a transcript of the gene mims1b, whose product is annotated as family with sequence similarity 210 member Ab. The transcript has 5 exons. The record is from RefSeq and is a predicted model, not a curated record. The coding region runs from base 265 to 1167 and encodes 300 amino acids. Gene Ontology annotation, cellular component: mitochondrion. Lineage: Eukaryota; Metazoa; Chordata; Actinopteri; Holocentriformes; Holocentridae.
UCUCCCAUCGUCCACCGCGCGGUCAGAGUCCAUGCGGUGCUCCAUGCAGUCCUGGCUGCAGCGACAGAUGAGGUCCUUGAAUGACACACCGCCGGAGCAGGCUUGUAUGGCUCUCAGCGCUCAGGGACACCGUUUCAUCCGGACUCUGUCACGAAACGUCCAACGUGCUGCAUUGAUGUUCGGCCAGUCCUAACAUAAGGGUCUGCAGGUGAAAGUGACAGCAGCAGAGAGGAGGAGGAGGAGGAGGGGCAGGAGAGGAGGGCGAUGAUGCAGCGCGUUCUGUCCCAUAUGGCGCUGCGGCGGGUGGCGGCGUUGCGCUCAGUGCUGGGUGGCGUCACCGUCCCCGACCCCCCAGCAGCAGCUUUUUGUUGCUGCUUGCUCCGCCUGUCCCCGUCCCUGCCCGCAGGCCAGCGCUGGCUGGCAACCUCUGCCUCCGUCAAGGCAACACAGCACCCAAAACACCAACCACAGCAGCAGCAGCCGCCGCCAGAGGAGGAGGCACAACCCAGCUCCCCUCCUCACACCCAGGCGGCCCAAAAACCAGAGGCCGGAGCUGAUGGUGGCGAGGUGGACCCCCUGCAGGACAAGUCCAUCGGUCUGGUCCAGAGGUUUAAGAAGACGUUCAAACAGUACGGGAAGGUGAUGAUCCCUGUACACCUUGUGACGUCCUCUGUUUGGUUUGGGACCUUCUAUUAUGCUGCUAUGAAGGGUGUGAAUGUAGUGCCAUUCCUAGAGAUGAUCGGUCUGCCGGAGUCAGUCGUCGGCCUUUUGAGAGACUCUUCAAGUGGCUAUGCCCUAACUGCCUAUGCCAUGUAUAAGAUUGCAACGCCUGCCAGGUACACCGUGACUCUGGGCGGCACGUCACUAUCAGUCCAGUAUCUCCGCAAGCACGGCUACUUCUCCACACCACCGCCGGUUAAAGACUACAUCCAGGACAAAAUGGAGGAAACUAAGGAGAAACUGACAGAAAAAAUGGAGGAGACAAAGGAGAGGUUCUCUGAGAAAAUGGAGGAAACCAAAGAACUGAUCUCGGGGAGGAUGGAGGAAACGAAAGAGCGAUUCAAUGAGAAAAUGGAGGUGACAAAGGACAAGCUCUCUGAAAAACUGCAGGAAACCAAAGACAAAGUCUCUGAGGGAAAAGCGUUUUUCAGAAAGAAGAGCGAUUAGCAAAGCAUGUUUACCACAGGCACUGGCUCUGAACAAAACAAAACAAACAAAAAAAACAAAGACUAAUUGUCUCAAAAAGUAAUAAGUGGGCUUGGGGCAGGUAAUGAAGUGUGACUCAGCAGAGAAGAGACUUUGCACUAUGUUUGUCCUGAAAUUUCACCUCGCACAUCUCAGUUAUCAGUUUAUGUCAAAUAUCAUCCUUAAUUGUCCAAACCCUAUCAUGAUGCACUCUGAAGUGUAGACUAGACAGCAGCUUAGCAGACUCCUGGCACUUGGACAUCCUGGCUCAGUCAUCUUAGACUGGUUUUACAGGCUCACAUUAUCAGGAUUUUAACUCUCGCUGGCCCAGAUGUGACCGUCUCGCUGUAAACGGCCUGUGUAGGGAGAGACUGGAUUGAAUCUGAUUCCUCCUUUCACAGAUUGUCAAGAUGAGAUCUGGGUUCCAGACACUUGGAGAGCAAAUCUGUUCACUGUUGUAGAAACUGCAGCACUACAAACAGCAUGGAGUGCUAAUCCUUUAGGUGGCUUACAUAAAUAAAACUUGAAGUUCACGGUUACCUGUGUGUACUAGUCCAUCAAAGCCUUUCUGAAGGCUGGGUAUCACCUUGUGUCUUUUAUAAUGUCAGGAGAAAGAAAUUAAGUUUUUCUAAUGUAUUUUUAUCUGAUAGCCAAAGCUAAUAUAUUGCAUUAUUUUUGUGUCUGUCUCUAAUGUAUUGACUGAAAAAUUGCAUAAAAUGAGGAGUGAUUAAGUGAGAUGAUUGUUUGGUGUGGAAAUCAAAGUCAAAAUACAUGUCAGUUUACAUGUAAGUUGUCAGUCACACAUGUAAACACACAAUGUUACGUGUUAACAUUCGACACAUCCUGUAAUGUACUUUAAAGGUUAUCACAGGGGUCAGGUAGUGCUGACAGUUUGCCAGCUGAGAUGUCUUUGGUACUGCUAAAUGGACAAAUGUUGCUGUCAAAAAUUCAAAUAGAUGUUUGGACAAGUCUACAAGUAAAUAAAGCAAAUGGCUAAUCAUCGAA